This is a messenger RNA of Capsella rubella, 393 nucleotides long. RefSeq lists its product as uncharacterized. Lineage: Eukaryota; Viridiplantae; Streptophyta; Magnoliopsida; Brassicales; Brassicaceae. The transcript has a single exon. The coding region runs from base 1 to 393 and encodes 130 amino acids. The record is from RefSeq and is a predicted model, not a curated record.
AUGGCGCUACUUAUCCCCGAAGACAUCCCUCCUGUUGAAGAAUACGAUCCUGAAGCAGAGGAUCGUGAUGAAUCGUUUGUGGAGAAGCUUGCCCAGGAUUUCACUGAAGAUGUAGAGCCAAUCCUUCACGAUGUGUACCCGGAUAGCGACGACGAGGCUGGAGCACAACGUGGUGGUGAAGAAAGAGGGACUCCCAUAAGCCGUGGAGAUGGGACGAUGUACGUAGGGCAAAAAUUCUUCAAUGGGAUCGCUUUCAAGGAAUGUGUCACCGAUUAUGCAUUGCUAACAUGCUACAAUUUGAAGCAAUACAGGUAUGAUAGGGAUAGACUCGGGUUUAGGUGUGUAGGUGCUAAGGGGAAAUGCGAGUGGAGAGUGUAUUGUGCAUCCUUGUAG